UGGGUUGGCAUUCUCGGAGUUGGUUUUGGCUUGAACUGUGUGGGAUAUUAAUCGAUACCUCUGAUUACUCUCUCAUUUGACUGACAUGCUUGUGAGGCUGAUAAUGUAGUCACCAUUAACCAUGGCUCUUUUCUUUAUUAGGGUUUGAUUGCCUAGUUUGAAAUGCUGCCUAUGUGUCUAGGCAGUCAAAGUUGCUUAAGACUGUAGACAAUUGCCGGACUAUCCCGAUGCUAGUCUUCAAUUUACACGUCAAAGCCAUAGUCCAUACUGCUAAAACUGCUCUUCUUCCUCGUUGCAAUGAGAAUAACAUCCAGCCAAGAUGUCAUACACUCAAUGUUACGGCAUCAACACAAAUGAACAGGACUGGAAGCUCAUCUGGCCGCAACUCGUCGAGGAAAUUCAUGCCAUCAUCGAGGUCUCUCGAUGUCGACAAUGGGAAAGGGUAUGGUUCUGUAUACUUCUUCCCCCUGGUCCUCGUCAAAAUCGCAGUAGUAGAUCUUGCCGUGCCAUUGGUUGUAUUCUGCUCCAUUAUGAUUUGUUACUUCAACUCCGGAGGAGGAUUUGGAUCAAUGGGAUUGGGUACGACGCGCACUUCCCGUUUAUUAGGAGGACGGAGGUAGGGCGUUCAUGACAUCUGUGGAGACCACGCGCAAAUCGUAUGAUGAUGUGGUGAGUUGUAUCUUGCUGAGAGUGUUUAUGCUUGCGCCGAAUG
Messenger RNA from Aspergillus ruber CBS 135680, 712 nucleotides. RefSeq lists its product as uncharacterized. The coding region runs from base 228 to 620 and encodes 130 amino acids. The record is from RefSeq and is a predicted model, not a curated record. The transcript is spliced from 2 exons. NCBI's taxonomy places the organism in Eukaryota, Fungi, Ascomycota, Eurotiomycetes, Eurotiales, Aspergillaceae.